Molecule: messenger RNA, 2001 nt
Organism: Manis pentadactyla (Chinese pangolin)
Lineage: Eukaryota; Metazoa; Chordata; Mammalia; Pholidota; Manidae
Gene: SNAPC3
Product: small nuclear RNA activating complex polypeptide 3
Exons: 9
Coding region: 195-1427 (410 amino acids)
Biological process (GO): snRNA transcription by RNA polymerase II; snRNA transcription by RNA polymerase III
Cellular component (GO): snRNA-activating protein complex
Molecular function (GO): RNA polymerase III type 3 promoter sequence-specific DNA binding; RNA polymerase II cis-regulatory region sequence-specific DNA binding; bent DNA binding
Source: RefSeq, a predicted model, not a curated record
GCCCUCCGCGCGCAGGCUCGCGGCGCCGCGCCUCGGAGCGAGCCUAGCCCGGGGUCUGCCGGGAAACGUAGUGUCUAACGAUUGGCCUGUGCAGCCCCACGGCUCGAGAGCUACGGUCACGCGCAACUACAAGUCCCAUUACACUCCGCGAAGCCUUGAUCGCCGACUUUUGCGGGGAAGGGAGUGGGGCGAACAUGGCUGAAGGCGGCCACGGCGGCCCAAUGUGCAGCGGCUUGGGCGACAGUAAGGACCCGCUCCCCAGAAGUGGUGGCUGCAACUUCCCGGAGUAUGAGCUUCCCGAGCUAAACACGCGCGCUUUCCACGUGGGCGCCUUUGGGGAGCUGUGGCGUGGCCGGCUGCGCGGGGAAGGGGACUUGUCGCUUAAAGAGCCGCCGGCAUCCGCGCUGUGGGGGCGCCGAGGAGACUCCGGCCGGGAGGAUGCCGCUGUGGCCCGGGAUCUGGGCUGCAGCCUGGAGGCGGCAGCCGAGCUGAGGGCGGUGUGCGGCCUUGAUAAACUGAAAUGCCUUGAGGAAGGUGAGGAUCCCGAAGUCAUCCCAGAGGCUACUGACCUAGUGACUUUGGGAGUUAGAAAGAAGGUUCUGGAACAUCGGGAAGAAACCAUAACAAUAGAUCGGGUCUGCAGACAAGAAACCUUUGCUUACGAGAUGGAGUCACAUGCCAUAGGGAAGAAGCCUGAAAAUCCAGCAGACAUGAUUGAAGAAGGGGAGCUUAUCCUUUCUGUGAAUAUCUUGUACCCUGUUAUAUUUCACAAGCACAAAGAACACAAACCAUACCAGACAGUGCUGGUACUGGGCAGUCAGAAGCUCACAGAACUGAGGGAUUCAAUUUGCUGUGUCAGUGACCUCCAGAUUGGUGGGGAAUUCAGCAGUACUCCUGACCAAGCCCCUGAGCACAUCAGCAAAGACCUAUACAAAUCAGCCUUCUUUUAUUUUGAAGGAACAUUUUACAAUGAUAAAAGAUACCCUGAGUGCAGAGAUUUGAGCAGAACUAUCAUCGAGUGGUCCGAGUCCCAUGAUAGAGGCUAUGGAAAGUUUCAGACUGCUAAAAUGGAAGAUUUCACCUUCAAUGACUUGUGUAUUAAACUGGGUUUUCCGUACUUAUACUGUCACCAGGGAGACUGUGAACAUGUUGUUGUCAUUACAGACAUAAGGCUUGUGCAUCAUGAUGAUUGCUUGGAUAGGACACUUUAUCCCCUUCUUAUCAAGAAGCAUUGGCUAUGGACCAGAAAAUGUUUUGUUUGUAAAAUGUACACAGCCAGAUGGGUGACAAACAAUGACAGUUUUGCACCAGAGGACCCAUGUUUUUUUUGUGAUGUUUGCUUCCGAAUGCUCCACUAUGAUUCAGAAGGCAACAAACUGGGGGAAUUCCUUGCUUAUCCUUAUGUUGAUCCUGGAACCUUUAAUUAGUAACAAAAAGUAUACCCUUUUGAAAUAACUCUCUUAUUAGAUGGUUACUUUUAUUUCCAAGACAUACUGCCACUGAGGAACAGGAUCCACCCGUAGCAGUCAACUAAAACCAUGUUCUCCCACACCCCAUGCAAAAGUUCCAAUCACAUUUUUUUAUAAAGUAACUUGUAUUUAAAUAUUUAGGAACAUAAUUAAAUUAUUUUAGUACUUAUUCCUACUUUUUAUUUAGUGUUCUUUGUCCAUUUUUAAGUGAGUUGCUUAUCUUACAAAGUUGUAGGAGUGCUUUAUGUAUUUUGAAUGUAAAUCCUUUGUCAGAUACAUGUAUUGAUUUUCUCCCAGUCUGUGGCCUGCCCUAUUCAUUCUGUGUCCAGACUGUUUUGCUAAUUUGUCAUUAGCAAAAUUCAGUUAAUGAUAUAUCAAAUGGAAGUAUUUUGAAAAUUCUUUGAAGAAUGUAAGCUAUACCCUGUAACAUGAGGCUUCCAAGGUAAAGACCCUUUAAAUAUCUAAUAAAAAUGAGGGAGAAAUUAAAAUAUUAUUUAAUAAAUACAAUAUUAAUAGCUAUUAUGUAACUUUA